Messenger RNA from Drosophila novamexicana, 468 nucleotides. RefSeq lists its product as uncharacterized. NCBI's taxonomy places the organism in Eukaryota, Metazoa, Arthropoda, Insecta, Diptera, Drosophilidae. The record is from RefSeq and is a predicted model, not a curated record. The transcript is spliced from 2 exons. Bases 16 to 417 code for a protein of 133 amino acids.
GCGCGCUUCUGCAGGAUGUGCUAUCACUUGCCGAGUUUCUCGCUCCUGAUAAUGCUGGUGGCGCUGAGGCGGCUGAUUGUUGUGCUGCAAUCUCGAAUCAUGUUGAGGCUGCUGUCGAGUUGUUUGGCGCUGUGCGGUCUGCUUCUGCUUUCGGGAGCGCUCAUCUGGCAGGCCAGUUUUAAGGGCGGCUGCAUAGCUGCUUGCAGCUUGAGGCAUUGGCUGCUGGUGUUGCACUUGCUGACGGAAUGGGUUGUGCUGCGGCUGCUUCUGCUGCUCAGAGGGCCGCUGUGGUUGCUGCUGUUGUGCCUGCUGGCCCUGAACAACUGGAGGCCGAAGCGGUUGCUGCUUUGGUCGUCCCUGUUGCCUACCAGAGCUAAUUGGAAUGCAUUGUUUUUGAAGAAGAUGCAGCCCCUGUAACUAGCAGCAUGUGGGCCCUUACAAUUAGCACAUUUCGCUUCUGCACUAGGC